Cannabis sativa is the source of this 3115-nucleotide messenger RNA. Its product is annotated as protein ALP1-like. The record is from RefSeq and is a predicted model, not a curated record. Lineage: Eukaryota; Viridiplantae; Streptophyta; Magnoliopsida; Rosales; Cannabaceae. The transcript has 2 exons. Bases 602 to 1819 code for a protein of 405 amino acids.
AUCAAUGUGCUUACACAUAUUGGAAGACAUAAUUUGAGGAUAUGUGUUUACAUAUAUAAUUUUGGAAGACAUAUAAUUUGAGGCUUACAAUUCAAAUAAGUAAAGAAGAAAAAGAAACAAAAAAAGACAUUGGUACACAUCAUAUUGAUUAUUGUGUGUGUAUAUAUAUACAUAUAUAGAUGGAAGUAUACUAUACACUACGCCUUCAUGAUAUUAGUCUCAGGUUGUGAAUGAAUGCGUUAUCAAAUAUUCAUGCUACUCACCAUUGCCAUUGAUCCUUUUCAAUUUCACUCUCUUUUGAUUUAAGCUCUCACACACAUAAUCCUCAUUCAUUCUUCUUCCUCUUUUUGAGCACAAUAUAUAUAUAGUCUUCAAGUUCAACUUUUAUUAUUGCAUGCUUUGAAAAUUAAAGAAGAGGAAAAAAGAACAUCAUAUAUGUUUUGUAUGUUAACAUCAUAAUCUCCUUCAUUGGUCUGGCUUUGAAUCUGAGGCUUAUGAUUAAAGGGUUUUCUUUUAAUUUUUCUUGGUUGACGCUGUUGGGUCAUUUUUAUUUUCUUUCACCUGCCUUGACUCGUCUGAGUUUUCCAUUUUGAGUUUUGUAAUGGGACCCAUUAGAGGGUUAAAGAGGAAGAAGAACCAUGAGAAGAAGGCUGACAAGGAUGUGUUGGUUGUUGCUCUGGGUUCCCAACUGAAUCCCAAGGAUUGGUGGGACGACUUUUCUAAGAGGAUUAUUACAGGGCCAUCAUCUCAAUUAAAGAAUCCAGUGACAUUUGAAUCUGUUUUCAAAAUUUCAAGAAAGACAUUCAACUACAUCUGCUCACUUGUAAAGGAAGAUAUGAAGGCUAAGGCAUCAAACUUCAGUGAUUUGAAUGGUAAGCAUCUGUCUUUAAAUGAUCAAGUAGCUGUUGCUCUAAGAAGGCUGAGCUCUGGUGAAUCGUUAUCUAGUGUCGGCGAGUCAUUUGGAAUGAAUCAGUCUACGGUUGCUCAGUUGACUUGGCGAUUUGUGGAAGCAAUGGAAGAAAGAGGGCUUCACCAUCUUUGUUGGCCAUCAAGUGAACAAGAGAUGGAAAAGAUAAAGGCCAACUUUGAAAAAAUACGCGGUCUUCCAAAUUGUUGUGGUGCAAUUGACACCACACACAUCAUGAUGACUCUGCCUACUACUGAUCCACAUAAUGAUGUGUGGCUUGAUUGUGAGAAAAACUGCAGCAUGAUCUUGCAAGCAAUUGUUGACCCUGAAAUGAGAUUCAGGGACAUAAUUGCCGGAUGGCCUGGAAGUUUUAGUGAUGCUGUUGUGCUUGAAAGCUCAGGGUUUUUCAAAAUGUCUGAAGAGGAGACAAGAUUGAAUGGCAAGAAGCUAACCCUUCAAGAUGGAACCGAGAUAAGAGAAUAUUUAGUAGGAGAUACAGCAUUCCCUCUUUUGCCAUGGCUGCUUACUCCAUACCGUAGACGAGGCCCACCAGAUUUUCAGUCCGAGUUUAACAAACGGCUCUCCGCUACACGAAUGGUGGCACAGAGGGCAUUAGCAAGGUUGAAGGAGACUUGGAAGAUAAUUCAUGGAGUUAUGUGGAAGCCUGAUAAGCAUAGAUUGCCGAGAAUCAUUCUUGUUUGCUGCAUACUCCACAACAUUGUUAUAGAUAUGGAAGAUGAUUUGCAAGAUGAUGUGCCAUUGUCUCAUCAUCAUGAUUCAGGCUACCGACAAUUAACAUGCGAAUCCGCUGACAAGUCUGCCUUGAUUCUUAGAGAGAAGCUUUCACUACAAUUGGCAGGAAAAUUACAUCUCGAGAAAAAACUUUCGGUCGUUGGGAAUGGUUAUCUUUAAUCUAUAUAGUUCAUUUGUGAAGUGUUGACUUUGUGUUGUUUAGGUGAAUAGGAACUUUUAUAGUUAUUCGUUUACAGAUAUAGCUUUAUCUCGAACAGGAAUCUGCUUAGAAAAGAAGAUAGUUUUGACAUUUAACUUCUGUCUCAUAGUGACUUUUUAUAGUAAUUCGUUGAAUCGUUGUCUUGCACACCAGUCAUUUUCCAGCUUCAUUUUAUUAUGGUCAUGCUAGAAGUUGAGUUCAAUCAUCUAACUGUUAAUUUAACUAGAGAAACUGUAGCAAAACCCAUCAACAAGACGUAUGAUUUACCUUAUUUUAUAUUGCUUUUAUCAUUGGUAGCUUUAAACCGGUACACGCACAUAAAAAACAGGGGUCACAUGCGUUCUUCACGAUGGAAUGAUUAAAGAAACAUGGGGCAAAUCCAUUGUUCUCUUUCGGCCACCGUUACCAAAACAACCUUUUUAUUUUUUUUUGAAGAAAUAAACAUUUUAGCUAUUAUAAAAUUGACAAUUACUUCCAAUUAUUGUUUGACAUAUUUUGUGCCUAAUAAUAUACAAGCGUUGUUAAUGCGUACGUGGGGUAAGCAGACAAGAUUAACAAAUGACUAAAAAAAGGACAAUAACGUCAAACGGUUAAGUACUUCAGUUAAGAAAUCUGGUCUUUGUAGCUUCCUAAAUACCCUACUUUCAUCAUAUAACAUACCUUGGGGUAGGAAAUUAGAAGCAUAGGAUAAUAAGACAAGUUUUAUAGGACUAAAAAACUAGAAUUCAUAAAUUUUGUUCAAGCAAUGAGGUGUUCCAAUCAAUUUCCACGCAAAACCAAAAAUGAAAUAAAUUUCUGAUGAGGAAGGAAAGUUAAAUUUCAACCUCUUUCUUACAGGUAGCAAACUACAGCAAAAGCUACCGUAUAAUAUGCAAACUGGUUCCCAAUAAGCCACCACAUGAUAUUAGUUUGUAUAUCAAACCCAAAUGAGGCACGAACAAAUCCACAUUACAAAUCACGUCAUAAACCCAAUAUUAAUAGUAAAACACAAAUUCAUGUCUCAUACGCUAUAGACAUUUCACAUUGAAACAAAAAGAAGAAGAAAAAAAAAAGGAAACCAGAUAGUAAGGAGGAUUCUCCAAUUGCAUAGUUUUCAAUUUUCAGGCUUUUCCAGAGCGGCUUUUAAUAACAUCGAUAUCCAUCUCAGAUGGGUCAGUUGCUUGCAACUCAAUCUGAAUUCCAUCCAACUCUCUCUUGAACCUGUCCUUGGAGCUAGCAUAAAUCAUCUUGCUUCUCACCUUUGCUGUGUCAGGGGA